Fusarium tjaetaba is the source of this 1962-nucleotide messenger RNA. RefSeq names its product heterokaryon incompatibility 6 OR allele. The record is from RefSeq and is a predicted model, not a curated record. Lineage: Eukaryota; Fungi; Ascomycota; Sordariomycetes; Hypocreales; Nectriaceae. The coding region runs from base 1 to 1962 and encodes 653 amino acids. The transcript has a single exon.
AUGGCAUCUCAAUCUACACAUCAAAGAGAGCCUAUCAGCGCAUCAGAGAUCUUUCCAAGCGUGGACAAUCAAGCUCUUGAACUUCCCCCAGGAGUACCAAGGUUGACAUACCAGAGUCUCACGAGCUCCACCAGCUUUCGUCUACUUCAGAUCCUAUCAGACGGCGGCCAAGAUAUUCUUCGCUGCAGGAUGUUUGAUGCUGAUCUCGCUGCACAAGAUUCUCCCCGAUACAUCGCAUUGUCUUAUACAUGGCACGAAGAGAGUCUGCCCAAGAUCUUCCGGCCUGUGUUGAUCAACGACAAGUAUCUCAACGUCAGUCUGAAUCUCUGGAACUUUCUCCAAAAUUACCGCGAAACAGCCGGCGAACGGAUCAUCUGGAUUGAUCAGAUAUGCAUCAACCAAGCCGACACGGACGAGUGCAUUCAGCAGAUUGGCCAGAUGUGUGAGAUCUAUCAGCGUGCUUCUAUGGAUCUCUUUUGGAUCGGCGAGCCGGGAGAGAACACAGAAACAGUCUUUGAUCUUCUAUCAUCAUUAAAUAGCCUGGAGAUACAUGUACUUGAAUCUGGAGGUUCUCACCCUGGGAUAAACGCUCUGCUUAACCCGAUCUUUAUGACGGCAAUCGGCCUACCAAUGCAUGAUAACCCAAUAUGGGGCUCUCUAAUGCAGUUUAUAUCGCGAUCUGCGUUUCAGCGAGCCUGGAUCAUCCAGGAAGUCGCAGUAUCUCGAAAUCCAGCUAUAUUCUGCGGUCUGUUGAUGCUUCCAUUCGAUGUUGUCGGGAGAGCUGCGACUUUCCUCGUUGAGAGCUCAUGGAUCAAGCUGUUCCACGAGAUGUAUGCAGUCUCUGGUGCAGCGGGCUUCAUUACGGCUAUGAUGAACUGCCGAGUGCGACAUCAGGAAGGGGAGCAUCAGAGUUUAGAUCUUUUGCUAGCAUCGACGCGGCGCUUCAAAGCUACCAAACCGGUGGAUAAGAUAUUCGCGCUGAUAAACCUAGCAGAGAGCGGGAGAGAAGAAGCGUUACCGCCAGCACUUAGACCAGACUAUCGAAAGUCUGUUGUCGAAGUCUUUCGAGAUGUCACUCUGCAUCUCAUCCGCCAAGGUUCCCUUGACAUCCUUUCCGGUAUCGAAGAUGUUAAGUUUCGGCAGAUUCAUGAGCUUCCGAGUUGGGUUCCGGAUUACAGCGUACAUCAGGUUGCCUCUAUUCUCUGUAUGCCACCACGACCUGAAUCACUGACCUUGUAUGCCGCUGUGGUGGGUCGAGAAGUCAGUAUACAAUACUCGCCUUCUGACCCAAAUACCCUGGGGAUGUCAGCAUACAGAGUCGACAGGAUAUCCAAGAUAUCUCCUAUAGCAGAGCAGUCGAUCUACGGCACUCUAGAGAAGUGGGCGAGUAUGGUUGAUCUCAAUGCAGGGUACCCUAGCCUCGAGGGCGAGUCCGGCCCUAUGAUCGACGCCUUUUGGCGCACACUGAUCGGGAAUGUUGGUCUUGGAACAAGCAGUUACCCCGUGGCCGAAGACUGGGUUUCCAAGUUCGCCGCGUUUGUAUUGCAGGCUCGGGAAAGGGUCCAGGCGCGCUUUGCGAACUCGUCCGAUGCAGAUGUGGAGAGCCCGAGUUUGACACCAGGUAUCGACUCACUUCUUGACGUGUUGAAAGGGGAUUAUCGAGAGAAGGAGGCUUCGGAUCAAGAUGGCGGCCUUUACGAAAGUACCAUGCACCAUGUCUCUUGGUAUAGAAGAUUGUUUCUUACAAGCCGGGGGUACUUGGGUCUCGCUCAUCCGUCUUCUCAACCAGGUGACGAAGUGGUUCUUCUUUCUGGUGGGCGCGUACCUUUCGUUGUCCACAGAGUGAGUACGGAAAUGUCAAAGUGUUACUCAAUCGUUGGGGAGGCUUAUGUGCACGGGAUCAUGGAUGGGGAAUUGUUAGGUACGGCAGACGGGAAAUGGGAAGAUUUACAAUUCAAGUAA